CGGAGGAAGGAGGACAGACUGGCACCAGACCUUCGAGAAAGAUCCAAAAGAUCCAGAACACAGUGGAAACCGCGAAGGAGACAACAUACCGGUAGAACGGGGGAUAUCGUCUCAUUGCUACCAGUACUGUAUUGGUAAGAGAAUGGACACAGCCGUCCUACCAAUAGAAGAGGGCACUAAUAACAAGAAGCAAACAAAUACUAAAGAACAACAACGACUAGUGGCAUUGCCUUCAUCGUUAUCAGAAGGAGAAGAAGAAGACGAAGGACUCCUCGCCUUUUCAGAACAUCAAGAAGAAGAAACAGAACUGCUAGUAGUAGAAGACGACGAUACCAUGCCGAAACGACCCAAGAAAAUCAACAAAAAGAAGCCGUUGUUGUCCUCGCAACCCCAUUAUUAUUAUUUUUCGUCUCAUUUUACUAAUAAAUGGACCACACGAGCCAAAGAACUCUACUCCCAGUUGACCAUUCACGAAAUCAGUGGCAGUGUCGGAGAUUUGGGAACCUUUAUUCCACUCGCCGUGGCACUGGCACGACAAAAUGCCAUUGCACUCGCUCCCACACUCUUUUGGGCGGGGUUUGCCAAUGUCAUGACGGGAUGUGCCUGGGAUGUACCCAUGGGAGUUCAACCCAUGAAAGCCAUUGCCGCGACCGCCAUUGCUCAUGAAUUGACAAACAAGACACAAGUGACUAUUGCUGGGAUAUUCAUGGGAUUAUUCAUGAUUGCCUUGAGUAUUACCAAGGGAAUUGAACUGGUCAAUUGGCUAGUGCCAACGCCAGUGGUCAGUGGCAUCCAGAUGGGAGUUGGAAUCAACCUUGCCAUUCGAGGUCUCGUCAUGAUUCAAGGACUUUCGUGGUGGAGUGAAAUCGAUUGUAUUGGUUUGGCAUUGAUCGUAGCCCUUGCGUGCUUGUAUCUGUUGAGGGAACCAACCACUCCAGCUCCAACCACCACAACCACAACUUCCAAUGAGAACGAGGAGAGCAACAGCCGGAAAACAUCCUCCGCACCACCGCCACGACCGGUAGGGCUCUACUUGUUUGGAUUGGGACUAGUGUUGGCUAUGUUCCAUUUGCUAUUUGCCCAAGCUACAACAGCAGAUACUACCCCGCAAGGGUGGCAACCCAUUAUCGUGUGGGCACUCCAGGGAGCCACCUGGGACGAUUGGAAGCGGGGGCUACUCCAGGGGGCACUACCACAACUCCCCCUCACAACCCUCAACUCGGUCGUGUCCGUGUGUUGCUUGGCCCACAACUUGUAUCCCGAAAAACGCAAAACAACCACAGACACGGAUGCCGUUGUUUCACGGCGGGAAGUUAGUUUGAGCGUGGGAUUCAUGAAUUUGAUCUUGUGUCCCUUGGGAGCCAUGCCCUGCUGUCACGGAGCGGGAGGAUUGGCGGGACAGCACAAGUUUGGGGCCCGACAUGGUGCUUCCGUGGUGUUUCUGGGAGGAUGCAAAAUGAUACUGGCAUUGCUCUUGGGAAAGUACCUGCUGAAGGUUUUGGAAGCCCUUCCUACUUCCAUUUUAGGACUCAUGCUGGUCGUUUGUGGUCAUGAAUUGGCAGUCAUGGGAUGGACCGUCCUGGCCAAGGAACACCAAUCGUCUGCCGAGCAGGGUAAUAUUCCACGAAAGGGAGUGGUAGUGGCUCUCCUUACAGUCAUUGUCGAUGUGGGCCUGCACAAAACCCACUAUGCAGCCCUCACGGGGUGGAUCGCCUACAUGGUCUAUGGAGACGGCAUGAAGGAGUAUGCUGCACAGUGGCAGAAGAUUCGAAGUGGUGAUGCUGGACAGUAUUCGCCAGUGGCUCGAUCCAAGGAAGGCAGUGCAGAUCCAUUGCAGGUUACUUGAGCAGCUGAGAGCACUAUAUGGUCAGCUAGCUACCUGGCAGUACCUUGAAUGUUGAUUGCAAACUAUUUGAACGUGGUACUAUUGCCAUCAUUGAAGUUCGCAUUACCGACUUGGUCUCUGGCUCCUGCCCGAACAAAGAUCCCCUCAAAAAGUUUUGCAUGCUCAGAAACGCGAGAAACUCUCAAAUGAUAAAGGCCAGUCCGAAUCGCGUCAUGCCUCUUUCCACCCUUUUGUUGUUUCCGUGGAUGGCAUGCUUGCCCCUCAAGCUAAACUUCUUUUGCAACACCUUGACUUUCUCAAGGCCAACAAACUCAAUAUUCCUAUUCCCAAAUGAUGUUCUUGAUGCCAAGAAUUCUUGUAGCAAUAUGACCACUGGGU
Seminavis robusta is the source of this 2224-nucleotide messenger RNA. Lineage: Eukaryota; Bacillariophyta; Bacillariophyceae; Naviculales; Naviculaceae. The record is from the annotation of a GenBank genome assembly.